Molecule: messenger RNA, 2974 nt
Organism: Peromyscus eremicus (cactus mouse)
Lineage: Eukaryota; Metazoa; Chordata; Mammalia; Rodentia; Cricetidae
Gene: Spaar
Product: small regulatory polypeptide of amino acid response
Exons: 2
Coding region: 1696-1923 (75 amino acids)
Source: RefSeq, a predicted model, not a curated record
UGGACGAGAGGUCUGGUGGAUUGAUUUCUCUCUGGAGUGUCCGCCAUACCCUCUCUCCUUCCUCAUCUCCAAGCUCAGCCCAGCCCUCAGCCCUCAGCCUCUGCCCCUUCACAGCUCCCGAAUUCCGCCUGCUGCAGACUCGCCCACUUCUGUAGCUUCACGGGGACUUUACAGAUAAGUCAAGGGUGGGAGAGAGGGAAAAGUUUAGGUAGAAAACUACACGAGGUAGAAGGUAACGGGGCUGGACAAGUGUUCUGUAUUCCUGAUGAAAAUGCUAGGCCAUUCUCCUCGCCACAGACUCAAAGACUGGGCAAAGGAGAAGCAAGAUAAACAAACCCGAAACAGCCUGGGAGGCUCACCUCCCAGCCCCACCAGGCCAUGCUGGGGAUUCAGAUACCUCUGAUGUGUGCUUCCUGUUUGCAUCUGUCUACUUCUGGUUGCCCCAGUUAAGACAAAUAUUGCCAAGUGCUUGACUCCCUGUACCCAUGAGGAGGAUGAGCCCAGAUUGUGGGGACGUCUUCGAAAAGGGGAUGUGCUAGAAUAGGCCAGCGUAUUGUUCGCGCUUUCUCCGGAGUGAGUGUUUACUCAUACUGUUACCGAAGUUCUCUUGGGCCUUGGAGAGACUGGAAGAGUUCCCAGCUGCAUGACCUUGGGCCCAGCUCUCUCUCUCCUGGGGGGCCCUGGGAUCCUGAUCAGGCAGACAGCAGAGUCAGGUGAUCACUCUGUGUGGUCUCUGUGAAGAAGGCAUUGGAGUAGAGGGAAGGGAAUCCUUGUUCUGCCAUUUGGUGUUGUCCUUGUCAUGACUAACGGGCAACAGUCCUGGCCAGGCGUAUCUGCUCUGUGACUAUACCUGUGAAAUGGAGGUGCUGUCAUUGCCCACGGCUGUGGGACCAGAGCCUGGCUACGUCCAGUACCUGGAAGACUCCAUUUUUCAUAAUAUGGUAAAGGGCAGGCUGAUAACACGGAUUUCUCUCUGGAUGUGGUAUAGUCUCGGGAGGCGCCUGGUAUGAGUGGGCUUGGACCGAGCUCCCUGCCCUGACACCUCUCAAGGGGCAGUUAAGGAAUGAUCCUGCAAGUGUGCUGGGCGGGCUAAGUGCUGGAGCUGAGGAGGUGGUGGCUGUGGGUCACAGGCCUUCAAUCACAAUUGGAGGAAGGGAUUCAGGAAGUACUCACAGCUGCUCAGACAUCUCCGAGCCAAGUUCCAGGCAGCACCGACAAAUCUCACGGCAGGCUUCGGGGAAGGGAGUCGUGGCCACCUGGGGUGGUCACCAGACAAGGAGCGUAUGGCAUCAGGUACAGUCAGAGCUGGCACGCUUGAGGUCCGGGGUCACCCUUGAAGUCCUGAGGCGUUGCUAAUGGGCCAGCCUGGCAUCUCUCUCAACAACAUCUUCUGCUUCUCUUUCACCUGCCUCCUCCAUGUCCAGGGAAUCAUGUGCUUACAUCUUUCCUGAUGGUGUUUCGAGAAGAUGCUAGUGGAGUUGACCACAUCUUUUGACGUCUGACCUGAGGUUAAAAACUAGACCAGGGAUCAUCUGAUUCCAGCAGAAGGGUUACUGGCCUGGGAUGGCACAAUCCAAGACCGCAGACCAGCGUCUUAAAAGACUGAGGAGAGACUGCCAUCCAGCAUAGAGGCCGUUUCUGAUGGGACACUAAGGCUCAGAGACCCCCUUCCUGUGACAAGUGCCAUCAGAAACCAUGGAGACCGCGGUGAUCGGGAUGGUGGCAGUGCUGUUUAUUGUCACCAUGGCCAUCACCUGCAUCCUCUGUUACUUCAGCUAUGACUUGAAGACCCAAGACCCAGACAGGGACCCCAGGAACAGCUUCACCGUGGCCACAUUUCACCAGGAAGCAUCGCUCUUCACAGGGCCUAGUCUCCAAUCCCGGCCACUGCCGAGUGCCCAGAACUUCUGGACUGUUGUGUGAGGCUGGCAGUCCGUCAGCUUUGCUCUGCUCGUGGGCUCAGGCCUGCCUAGCCCUUCAAUAGCCAUGGUCUGGCGUCUCGCUCUUCCCAGGCCUCUGUCUCUGCCUUGAAAUGUUCCAUAAACUUCUUGCUUUUUCUCCCCUAUCUGCUUGCUCUGCCCUCUAUCCUGGGGGACCUGAGGUGUUAGGAUCAGGUGUGAGUUUCCUCUUAGCUGAGAAGUCAGCUGGGCCCUACUCACAGUGGGGCUGAGGAGGUGUGGACAGUCACUGUGUGGCAUUCUAUGGUGGGGUAGCUCCAGCCAGCUGUGGAACCUCCCCAGAAGUUAGCACCCUGUCAGCAGGAUGCCUGUGAUAAAGGUGGAUGCGCCACCCAAGGAACCCGCGCCCUCAAGUGGACGUUUUGAGGAACUACUUCUUAUUUGUUUGUAUUUUUGGAUGCCUCGCCCAACCCUGAGACUUUCUCCUUAAUCAGCCCUGAAACGCUGAAACCAAAAAGCUGUUUUCUGGGAACAAGUGACUUAUUUUAUAAUUGCGAACGUAUAUCCUUUUAUGGGUCUUUCCAAAUCUGCUUGGGAAAACCACAAAAGGAAGCAGGAUAGUAAAAGAGCCACAGAAAGCACAAGGUGUUUCAUUAGCAGGAAGGCCACCGAGAAGACUUUUAAGCACGUUUUGAACAAGACUUGCUUUAUUGCUACAGUCUGACAGACCACGUCUAUUCCUAGCAGAUGUGAGGGAUUCGCGUCACUUAGGAAUGAUACAGACAUUGUGAGCUGAGAGAUAAUUCCAAAAAAGUUAAAUGUUGUUACAUUUCAGUGCAUGUGAAGAAGUUGUUGUUUUUUUAACCACAAAUAAAGGGACAUUUGUUCCUUAUUAAUAGAAAAUCUGCCCUCUCUGUGAUCACAGAAUAGAUGCCGUCUCAUAUUUAAAGACUGUGAUCUGAAGAGUGGAGAACCAUGGGCCUCCUGGAUCGUAUAUCUGCAUCUAGCCCUGGAUAGGUGACUGUCUCAGGACCGGCCUGUUGAAGGGGACAGGACUGAACGAGGGGGCUCUGGGA